Molecule: messenger RNA, 1902 nt
Organism: Pseudovirgaria hyperparasitica
Lineage: Eukaryota; Fungi; Ascomycota; Dothideomycetes; Acrospermales; Acrospermaceae
Exons: 5
Coding region: 1-1902 (633 amino acids)
Molecular function (GO): protein binding
Source: RefSeq, a predicted model, not a curated record
AUGACGCGCUUGCUGUACCAUACUCUCGUCGCUCUCGCAGCGGUGCAAUACUCGUUACAGCAGGCUCGGGACCCUGUGGGAGAUUUCUGUAGAAGAUUCGGUCAUCAGACGACCAUCAUCGGCCAACGACUAUAUAUUGAUGGUGGUGAAGUCGUCUGGAAUAGCGACAGUCCCAAGACUAACCAGACAAACAAAUGGCUGUUGUACAAUGACUUGGCGGACAUUGAAAAUGGCAUGCCCCAGCUGAAGGACGACUUGUCAAAGGAUGCGACCGUGCCAAUCGUAUCCGGCGGUAUUCUCUGGAGCGACGCCGGCAACCAGACGUUCUACCAGUUCGGCGGAGAGUUUGCGGACUCGGAUCAGGUGGAAGAAUCGUCGGUAUGGAUGUACAAUAUCACGUCCGACCGCUGGACAUCGCCGGAUAGUCCGUUGCCUGGAGUUCCCGAGAGACUUGCUUGGGGGGCCGGAACCACAAUCCAGGACCGCUCCGAGGGCUACUUGUUUGGUGGUUGGCAGAACAAUCUUACCACGCCUGAUUGGGGGAGUAGAGCACCAGAGGCGUCCAGCCGGAUGCUGAAGUAUCUCAUCGAUGAGAACCGAUGGACCAACAGCUCAGGACCAGAUGACAUUGGGCGUGCUGAGGGCACGAUGCUGUACCUACCAGCCUCGGAUGCAGGCCUCCUCGUCCACUUCGGCGGCGUCCUCGACUCUUUCCAGAAUGGCACCAUCACUGGCGCCAACAUGUCCGAUAUCCACAUCUUUGACGUCCUCAGCCAAAAAUGGUAUCUUCAAACCGCAACGGGUGAUGUGCCAGAAAGCCGGGGACGGUUCUGUGCCGGGGUGACUUGGGCGUCGGACCGGUCUUCGUACAAUAUUUACAUGUAUGGAGGUCUCUCGCCGACGGGCUCCUCGUUUGACGAUGUCCAUGUCCUCAGCCUACCGUCCUUUCGAUGGAUCAAAUGGUGGGGCGCGGAGCCUGGCGAGGGCCAUCCGCAUCAUUCUCUGAGCUGCAAUGUGGUCAACAAUGCGCAGAUGAUCAUCAUCGGCGGAACCUUUCCCUACGAGUCGGACUACUGCGAUGCUCCCACCAUUUGGGGGACGCAUAACUUGAAAAUGGGCGGUGGAAACGACUGGAUCGAAUGGGCGCCAUUCAACGAAUCGCUGGAUGAAUAUCAGGUCCCUAGCAAUAUUACAGCAGUGAUAGGUGGCGGCCCAACCGGCGGCGCAACACUCACCGCCCCAGUCUCGUGGUCCAACCAAGACCUCCCAGUCUACUUCACCCUCAAAAUCACACCUUCCGCCAACCCAACCGCAAUACCCCCCACCACAUUCCCCUUCCCCAACUCCUCCUCCGCGCCAUCCACCGCCACAAUCGUCGGCGCCUCCAUCGGCUCCGCUGCCGCCCUCUUCAUCAUCAUCGCCCUCAUCUGGUACUUCCGCCACCGCGCCCACACCCGCACCACCAAAACAUCCUCAUCAAACACCACGCCCCCCGAACUCCCCACCUACCCUGCCCGCUACACCCCCGCCAUCCCCGUCCACACAUACCCCUACAACACCAACAACACCACCACCAUCACCAGCCCCGCCGCCGACGGCAACAUGUACGUCAUGCCCAGCGAACUCGACUCGCCCCACCACACCCAUCUCGACCGCAAAACUACCCCCUUUGUCGACCCCGGCACGCAUCCCGCCCAUCUGAUGAGCGAGCAUCACCUGCGCCCCGUCGAACGCGACGUCGAUGGUCCGGGUGGAAUGACGCCGUAUAGCGAUGAGCUGGGCAGUACGCUUGGUGGUGAGGGCACCAUGCGCUCUGGCAGUGUGCCGGAUGCGACGCUCACGCAGACGGGCGGGCAUGGGCAGUGGGUUUGGCGCUCGCCGGGGUCGCCUGGGAGGGGGUAG